This is a messenger RNA of Chara braunii, 3155 nucleotides long. The record is from the annotation of a GenBank genome assembly. Lineage: Eukaryota; Viridiplantae; Streptophyta; Charophyceae; Charales; Characeae.
GCGCGGGCGCAGCCGUAGCCGCAGCAGCAUGCUUUACUGCGGGCGUUCCCUGCCACGUGCCAUAGCGCCAUCGCUGGGGCAGUCUGCGCCAUCCGUAUCCCGACGACCAUCACCGGUCCCGGCCAUCUAUCAUCCUUGUGGACAUACCGUAUAGAAGUCGCGAUCGCGCUCUGUGCCAGCCCUAUUCCGGCGAUCAUCACGGUCCCGACCAUCGUCACGCUCGUGGACAUCCCGACGUGCGGCAGACGCGAUCGUUACCGUUCCGACAUCGGCCAUGGCGGGGAGUGCUAUUCUGUGUACUAGAAGGAUAAGCGUUCGAUCCUCCCCUGCAAUUCGCUAUCUGACGGGGCACAGAGAAGGCAGGUCGAGGGAAUUCUACGGAGGAGGUAGCGGUGUGAGGAGGGGACGAUGGUGGCUUGUGGAGGGAUCGAGUGGAUCAGAUGACGCCACGUGGACAAACUGCAGACAAAUCGGUACUGUCAACGAACCGCGGCCGCUGGGCAGCCUCUGCGCGCCGGUCGCCGCAGCGGCGGAAAGAGCAAUGCCGGGGUCGCGACCCUACAACCCGGUAUGCCAAUCCGCCGCCUAUGUGCCGAUGCAACUAGUGAUUCCGAACCUGGGAGGAGAUCCAGACCAGGUGCGCGACCAGGGAUGCAGCGAUCGGGCAGGAGGUCGUCGCGGCCGGAAUCCCAUUGGGUCAGUUCUGCUGGCGGCGUUCGGAGGAGCACUCGGCGCGCUUCAAACGCUGAGGCUGUGUGAGGCCGAGGGACAGCAAUAUUCGGGAGAGCGCCAUGAGCACAUCGCCGCCCGAUUGCCUCCGUCGCUCAUCAUUGACCUGCAAGCAAUCCUGGGUGAUGGUGACAGAGUUGUGACAGAUGAUGAAGAGUGUAAGGUGCAUGCAAUACCAUGGAACAGUUAUCAUGACAGCCCUGCUUGCCCUGGUGCUGUUGUGAAUGGAACUUGCAACCUGCUCACUGUAAAUCAGAACACCUACCACGAGGCAAAGCGAGCUGGGAUGAAACUGCAGCUCGCAGAUGCGAAUUUCAGUCCACCCCAACAUGGUGUAUGCGCGAAGGUGGUGGUGGUGGAUGCGCGACAGCACAUGCUAGGGCGCCUUUCAUCGAUCCUCACCAAGGAGCUUCUCAAUGGACAGAAAGUGGUGGUCGUACGAUGCGAGGAGAUCACACUUUCUGGUGGUCUGGUUCAGCAGAAGAUGAAAUUCCUUCGCUUCUUGAGAAAGCGUAUGAACAUGAAACCGAUCAAGGGUCCUAUUCACUUCAGGUCCCCUUCUCGUAUUCUCUGGAGAACGAUCCGUGGUAUGGUCCCUCGUAAGACGAAGAGGGGAGCAGAAGCGCUGGACAGACUGAAGGUGUAUGAGGGUGUUCCUUCCCCCUAUGACAGGAUGAAGAAGAUGGUUAUUCCUGAUGCUCUGAAGGUGCUUCAUCUCGCGCCUGGCCACAAGUUUUCAGGCUUGGACAGCUCUCGGGCGAGGUUGGCUGGCAUCACUGCGAGACCAUCGAUACUCUGGAGGCCAAGCGUUGUCCAACAGGAAGUGCUGGUUGAACUAGUGGAAGAACAAAAGCAGAUUCUGGCUGCACUGCAGGCUCGUCGUCCCAUGAUGAGGCAGCCUCUGUAUGCUGUAGCUCCCCCAUCGGUUGCGGGUCCAUUAAUGACGUCGCCGCCGGCUGGGCCCUCAUUCUCACCUAUGUUUGGCACGCCCCCUCCAGGUGGUUAUGUGGCGACUUGUGGUUCGGUCCUUAGAGUCUCUGUCGUACCAUCCACGACUGUGGUUACUACAGUCCCACUGUCAAGUCGGGCCCAGGAAUGGGAAGAAAGACGAAGAAGAGGGGGAAGAGUUGGUGACAACUCGGUGAGAAAGCAGCACAGUGAAGAAGGAAGAGAAGGACGGGACAGAAGGAAGCACAUUGGCAUGCUCCUUUGCGGAAACGGGCGGAUCGGAGGUUUCACUCGGAGUUUCGACCCGGGUGAACCUAGUGCAGAUGGAUUCGGCAUCAGAUCGACAGAAGAGGUGUUGGAAAUUGUAAAGACAUGUGCACGUUAUAAGGUCCCCUUGAUUCCAUAUGGUGGAGGGACAUCCCUUGAAGGACAUACAACAACACCCAAGGGGGGGGUUUCAAUUGACAUGAACCAAAUGAAGGCAAUAAAGAGGCUGAGUGUAGAGGAUAUGGACGUAACAGUGGAACCUGGUAUUGGCUGGAUAGAGCUCAAUGCAUUCCUGCGUCCAUAUGGGCUCUUCUUUCCUCUGGAUCCAGGCCCUGGCGCUACGAUUGGCGGGAUGUGUGCAACCCGAUGCUCCGGUUCGCUUGCCGUGAGGUAUGGGACUAUGCGCGAUAACGUGAUUUCCAUCAAGGCAGUCACUGCAAAUGGAGAUGUUGUGAAAACAGCUUCGCGUGCACGGAAAAGUUCUGCUGGGUACGACUUGACUCGUCUUCUGAUAGGGAGUGAAGGGACGUUGGGAGUGAUCACAGAGAUUACGCUAAAGCUGCAGCGCAUCCCUGAAGCAUCAACGGUGGCCAUGUGUACGUUUCCAUCCAUUAAGGAUGCUGCUGAUGUGGCAAUUGCAACGAUGCAUGCGGGUAUCCAGGUGGCCAUGUGUACGUUUCCAUCCAUUAAGGAUGCGGCUGAUGUGGCAAUUGCAACGAUGCAUGCGGGUAUCCAGGUAAGCCGUGUUGAGCUCUUGGACGAGGUGAUGAUCAAGGGUCUCAACAUAGGAUCAGGACGCUCGCUUCCAGAGAGACCAACACUGAUGUUCGAGUUCAUUGGAACAGAGUCGUCUGUGAAGGAACAAACAAAGUGUGUGGAGGGAAUCGUAUCUGCGCAUGGUGGUAGCAACUUCGUGUUCGCUGAGUCAGCUGCUGAGAAGGAAGCAUUAUGGCGGAUGAGAAAAGAAGCACUGUGGUCGGCUGCAACUCUCAAACCGGAGUCUGAACCAAUGGUCACUGUAGGUGAACAUCGUCAAGCUCAUUUUCAUAGCUACCUCAGUUCUUUCUUUGUUAACUCUUUGGAUUCUUCAUAUACAAAGGAGGCAAACAACUCUUUUGAGUCUUAUCUGCUUCCUUGAUCACUGAAAUCCUCUGUCGCUUAAUUGCCUUCAACUGAGUUCGUAACUUUGUAAAUGAAAAUCAGCUUCUCAA